Molecule: messenger RNA, 1326 nt
Organism: Corticium candelabrum
Lineage: Eukaryota; Metazoa; Porifera; Homoscleromorpha; Homosclerophorida; Plakinidae
Exons: 10
Coding region: 131-1234 (367 amino acids)
Cellular component (GO): periplasmic space
Molecular function (GO): lyase activity
Source: RefSeq, a predicted model, not a curated record
UCGCUUCUUCACUUUCAUCUCGUUCACCUUGCUCACUCUUUCUUCGUCUGAGUUUCCUCGAACGUUUGUGUGGGACGGAGAGAUCCUACAAAAGACCAAGUCUCGUAUUCAACAACGCGAACCGCAACUAAUGCCGCCCUACUAUACUCUCAUUAGAAAUGCCAACGAGCUAAUGAACAAAGGACCAUGGACAGUCAUGUCAAAGCCAAUGACACCACCGAGUGGUUCUAAGCACGAUUACGAGAGUUUGGGCUCGUAUUGGUGGCCCUGCAAUAAUGCAACCUUCCAGCCCACUUCACAUUGCAAUAGGACGACUGGACUACCGUGGGUGAGAAGAGACGGAGAACACAAUCCUGAGACUGACAGAUUUGAUUCACCGAGUUUAGGAGCAAUGACAAGUGCGGUAGUGAUCUUUGUUCUCAAGACUCUAUCACAAGCAUAUUUCUUUUCUGACAAUGAGAGCUACGCCGAGCGUGCAGUCUUCUUCCUGAAAACGUGGUUUCUCAACGAGUCGACAUUCAUGCACCCAAAUAUGAAUUACGCUCAAAUGAUUCCGGGAGUGACAGACGGAAGAGGAAUAGGAAUUAUAGACACUGGGAGAUGGUACGCGUUGAUUGAUGCCUUUGGACUGCUCGAUGGGUCGAAGUCGUUGAGUGAUGAUGAUCAGGCAAGAUUACUGAACUGGUAUCGAUCAUACGUUGAAUGGUUAUGGACGAGCAAAAAUGGAAAAGAUGAAUACCAUGCGACGAACAAUCAUGGCACAUGGUAUGACACUCAGUUCCAAUCGUGUGCACUAUUUAUUGGCAACAUGUCAGCAGCAAAGAUGGUGGCAGAUAAAGUUAUUGACAAAAGGAUCAAAGUACAGAUUGAGCCAAACGGUAGUAUGCCUUUGGAAGAGAGACGUACGAAAUCAAAAAGCUACUGCACAAUGAAUCUGCAGGGGUUAUUCAAUUUGGCAUCUGUAGCCAAAUACUCAGGUAUCGAGUUGUUCAAUUACACCUCAUCUGAUGGCCGCGGCAUCAGGCAAGCAUUUGAGUUCAUGGUACCAUAUGCAAUAGGAGAAAAGGCGUGGCCUUACGAGCAAAUCACGUCCUACUCAUGGGGUUCAAUGUUUGAGCUAUUUAGGCGAGCAUCCAUUGAAUACCAAAAUCCAACGUAUGAACAAAUGAUCAGUAAGUUACCAGAUAUUAAUCCAGACAAUGUCAUCAAUCUUCUGUACCCCAAAUUAUACUAAUCCACAUGUGCCCUGUUGGGUGGACAAAACAAUAAAUCAUAAUUCAGUCUGUGGAAUUUGAUUUGUUGAAUGAGAUAGUCAUUUGUAUUGCA